Molecule: messenger RNA, 198 nt
Organism: Tauraco erythrolophus (red-crested turaco)
Lineage: Eukaryota; Metazoa; Chordata; Aves; Musophagiformes; Musophagidae
Source: RefSeq, a predicted model, not a curated record
AUGAGGGAAAAUGUGGGCCCUCUGCAGAAGGAGAUAGGAGGCCUGGUUACCCGGGAUAUGGAAAAGGCUGAGGUCUCUCAGGCAGCUGCAGAACUCCAACAGUACUGUAUGCAAAAUGCCUGCAAAGAUGCCUUGCUUGUUGGGGUUCCUGCAGGGAGCAAUCCCUUUCGAGAACCCCGAUCCUGUGCUCUACUCUGA